Rhododendron vialii is the source of this 1495-nucleotide messenger RNA. RefSeq lists its product as uncharacterized. The record is from RefSeq and is a predicted model, not a curated record. NCBI's taxonomy places the organism in Eukaryota, Viridiplantae, Streptophyta, Magnoliopsida, Ericales, Ericaceae. The transcript is spliced from 2 exons. Bases 311 to 1189 code for a protein of 292 amino acids.
GGACCAUAACACUUGCCGUCAGCUUUCACAACAAGAUAAGCUCUCAUCACACUCAUGAAUCUUCUUUCAUUUCAUUUGGCUUUUAUAGCCAUGGGAGUGGCUUGAUCCAAGUGAAAUUCCUACACUAGAUUCCAUGGAAGCCACCUUCAUUGAAUUCCAAUAAUUCAACCCAAACCACCCCACCACACCCCCCCCCCCCCCCCCCCCCCCCCCCCCCCAUAAAUUUCAAUACCCACCUCUUGAUAUUUCACUACCCAUCUCUCCUUUCCGAAGAAAAAAAAGAAAAGAAAAGCCAUCUAGUAGAUGAAAGAUGGAUCUUCAAGAGUGGGAACUCCUUCCCGAUGAUGGGUUUCUUGAAAUCCAUGAUGAUGGUGGGAAGCAAAUUUUCUCGAGAAAAUACGGGGGUGAUCCCAGAACAAAUAUUUUCAAUACCAACUACUUCAUAUGCCCAUCUCAAAAAUCCCCAAAUCCACCUCAUAAUCUUCCAAUUGUGCCAAUUCAAUUGGCAAAAACUGGUGCUAGUACUGAAAAGGCACUUGAUCAUGAUGAACUAGUGAUCAAAGAAGUGAUCACCAAGGUCCCAAUUGAUCAGGAGGAGGCAGAAGCUCCUAAUGAUAUAGUAGGGAUUAAUGUGAAAUCUGAUAGGGAACCCGUUUCCCAAGUUUUCUUCAAAAAAAUGGAGGAAAACGAAUUCGUCGACAUGAAAAUGGACUCCCCAAGGUCCAGUGGCAGGGGAGUUGUGGUGCCUCAAAUAGAUGCAGCAGGGAUAUUCCAGUUUGAGGAAGAGGAGAAAGAGAUUGAGAUCAGGAGGGAGAGUACUCAGAGUACUAAUAAGACCAAGAAAACAAACCAGGAUUCAGAUUCCAAUACUCCUCCUAGCCAUCAGGAUAAAGAAGGUGGGGCCGUGAAUAUAUGGAAGUGGAGCUUAACUGGAAUUGGUGCUAUCUGUUCCUUUGGUGUAGCUGCUGCCACCGUUUGCAUUAUCAUCUACGGAACCCACCAGAAAAACAAGCAACAGCAGAAUCAAAAGCUCCGGUUUCAGAUCUACGCUGAGGACAAGAGGAUGAAGGAAGCGGUUCACCAAGCUACAAAGUUGAAUGAAGCAAUAUUAAUAUCAUCAGCAGUGAGAGGUGUGCCCCUGACCAGAGGAGCUCAGAUUGCCUUUGGUGGUUACUAUGAUGGUCUUUAGACAGAGAAAUCAUGGAAGAAAGAAGACCGAAGACCAAGUUCAAGUGUAAUUGAGAUCAACCAUCCAGAUUCAGCAGACCGGUCCUACGUAUCAGUACCCCCAGAAUCUUGGAAUAUGUUAAUAAUACAUGUCCUUUUGUUAGGUCUAUUGCAUGCCAUGAAUCUACUACUAUAUAGGAUCUUUCUAUUUGAAUGUAAUUAUAUGCUGGAUGUGUAAAGAUUCUAUUUACUGGUUUGUAUUCUAGACUUGCAUAUCAUUGGUGAAUCGAAUUCUUAUAUGAAGAAUGCCAUGACACUAGUUUUUAAA